AUGAGCUUCGUUCUGCCUCGCGCUGUUCGUUUAUUGCGUGGAACACAAUCCCAAGUAUGUCACUACAGAUGCCUUCAGUCCUCAGUAAAUCACUCAAGGCCCUCAGCGCCAUUGAGUAAUUCAAGACGGCCAACUGAAAGAUCAUUCCACGCCUCCCCCACAAAAUUCUCGUCCAUAAAAAACCCAUACACUGUUCUUGGUGUCCCCAAAACAGCUUCUGCCGCAGAAAUUAAAAAGGCAUAUUACGGUCUCGCCAGAAAAUGGCACCCUGAUACGAAUAAAGAACCCCAGGCCCGGGAAAAGUUCCAGGAACUACAGGCUGCGUAUGAGAUAUUGCGUGACCCUGAGAAGAAGACCAUGUUUGACCAGCACGGAGAAUCCGCCUUUGACCCUUCCGGGGGUUUCAAUUCUGGUGCUGGAGCAGGAGGAUUUGGCGGCCAUCCCAGCGGAUUUUCGGGCUUUGGGGGUGGUGGUUUUGGGGCGGACUUCAGCUUUGAGGAUUUGUUCAAUGCGUUUUCAGGAACAACGCACGGGAAAAGAAGCAGGGGCCCUCAGGAUGUCGUUAUGGGUGAUAAUAUUGAGCUUCAAGCAACGAUAUCGUUCAUGGAGGCCGCGAAAGGGACCGAAAAAGAUAUUCGAACGGAGCCUUUGGUAACUUGUAAAACCUGCAGUGGAUCAGGAAUGAAGCAAGGCGAGAAACGGAAAGAUUGUGGCCGCUGUGGUGGAACUGGAUCCAGAAUUCAUCAUAUGGCAGGCGGAUUCCAAAUGGCUGCAACUUGCGACACAUGUAACGGUGAGGGGGUAGUAAUGCCGAGGGGCGCCGAGUGCCGGACGUGCAGUGGAGCAGGAGUGACCAGGGAAACACGGUCCGUUCAUAUUGACAUACCACCUGGAAUCGAGGACGGAAUGAGACUUCGGGUUUCUGGGGAAGGACACGCGCCGCCCGCUAGCAGUCCAGGCGCGCGAACCAUAAGAGGUGAUCUUUAUAUCCAUGUUCGAGUGGCUCCCCACAAGGACUUUGGAAGGAAGGGCGCCGAUGUGACAUAUACUGCUACGCUCCCAUUCACUACGGCGAUUUUGGGUGGAAAGAUCACAAUCCCGACCCUGGAUGGAGAAGUUGAUCUAAAGGUUAACCAAGGCACAAAUUCGGGGGAUAAAGUUACAAUCCCAGGAGCAGGAAUGAAAAAGAUAGGCAAGAGCAGAUGCGGUGAUCUUAGAAUUGAGUACAAGAUCAACCUACCUAAGAAAUUCACGCAUACCCAGAGAACCUUGCUAGAGUUGCUCGCAGACGAGUUUAAAGACCCCCAUGCAAAUAGAAUUAUGAAUGUCAGCCUCGACCAGUUCAAUACUGCGUCGGACCAUAGCAGUAGUAGUACAAGCUCGACUGAAAAUCGCCCUGGCCACAGUGGCUUCCUCAAGCGUCUUUUUAAUAGUAUCACACAUCACGAAGAUAAAGACAAACCACCUCGCAAUAGCGGCGCCCCCGAUGAAGAAAGUUCAAAGAAAGCCUCAGGUUCAGGUUCAGGUUGA
This is a messenger RNA of Morchella sextelata, 1530 nucleotides long. RefSeq lists its product as uncharacterized. The transcript is spliced from 5 exons. The coding region runs from base 1 to 1530 and encodes 509 amino acids. Lineage: Eukaryota; Fungi; Ascomycota; Pezizomycetes; Pezizales; Morchellaceae. Gene Ontology annotation, biological process: protein refolding; response to heat. Gene Ontology annotation, molecular function: heat shock protein binding; ATP binding. Gene Ontology annotation, cellular component: cytoplasm. The record is from RefSeq and is a predicted model, not a curated record.